Messenger RNA from Polyodon spathula (Mississippi paddlefish), 4972 nucleotides. RefSeq names its product ataxin-1-like. Bases 295 to 2670 code for a protein of 791 amino acids. Lineage: Eukaryota; Metazoa; Chordata; Actinopteri; Acipenseriformes; Polyodontidae. Gene Ontology annotation, cellular component: nucleus. The transcript is spliced from 3 exons. The record is from RefSeq and is a predicted model, not a curated record. Gene Ontology annotation, biological process: regulation of DNA-templated transcription; anatomical structure development. Gene Ontology annotation, molecular function: RNA binding; protein binding.
GUCACCCAGGAGCGCCACUGGUGUUUCUCCUGCUGUGUUGCACUGAGAUGGACGGAACUUGUCAACCCUGAGUCCCGAUGCGGCCCAAUUUGUAUUCAAUUAAAUUGAUAACAAACGAAAAACAAGGGUGGAAUGAGAUGUGGAGCAAUAGGUGAGGGCUGUCAGCAGGAGGUUCCCAGAGCUGUAUUGCGUGGCCUUACCCCCCCUGCUGACACACACUGCUCCCUCUGCAUCCCGACGACAGAGAGGUAAAGAGAAAACCCUCACAAGACAUCCCCUUCAGCAAAACCAACCAUGAAACCUGCCCACGAACGCAACCAGGAGAGCCUCCCCCCAAAGAAGCGGGACUUGCCACUGAACAGCAGCGGAGGUGGGGACGAGUCGACGUCCACUCGCAGUUCGGGCUCGACUGGGAGCGAUGCCCCUGGCACUGCCAUGGCUGGGGAAUGGAUGCGAGUCCAGACAGGACUGCCGUACAGCGUGGAGAGCUCUGAAAGUAUGGCUGUGCCCAUAGACCAGUACGGCAUGCUUUACAAAGUCGCCCUCCCCUCAGGCACCUACUCUCCAAACAGCCUGCACCAGGUCUUGAACAUGGGCCACCUUUCUCCUGCCUACAGCAUGCCCUCUCCCCUUCUGCAGCACCCAGGAAUCCCCUAUCCCCCAAUGGGCUAUGCCCAGAUUCCCCAUUCCUCCCUGCAGUUUGUAGGCGCUCCCUAUGCUGUCCCGUACGCUGUGCCUCCUGGCUUUGUUCCCAGCUCCUUAAUCUCGCCCCAGGCUGCUAUCCCCCAACAGCAUCAUGUUUCCCAUCUGGUUCCCUACCCUUCAGUUAUCCAGGAGGAAGUCAUUGCCCCUCCCCCACAGCCUCAGUCCUCAGCCCAUGCUUUCACUAAAGUGGCCACAGCAGCAGGCCUUUCCGUGGUCCUAGCCUCUGAUCAUGCCACACAGCAGCAGCACAUUGGAGCAGUUGCAGGGCUCUCUGCGACUGAAAUCAGUCCCAGAGGAGUGCCAGUCUAUUACCACCACGCCAGUUCUAGGGCUCCCCCUACUGCUGUGACAGCUCCUGUUUACAGAGAUGUUUUGAGCCAUCAUGAUCAGGGGUUGGUGGCUGCUUCCCAGCAUGAGAGGGGGAAAGUGGUGAACGGAAGUGAGGAGGACCAAGGGGGCAGAGAGCUGCUGCAGGAAUUGCUGUACUCCGGCAGGAACAUGCAAGUCCUCCACGUAGUGGCCAGCACAGCCGGGGCAGAGGGCUUUGUGGAUGGGCAGCACACCACUCAACAGCAAACCCCCCUAGAGGAGAGGCCAUCCCCCAGCCACAGGAGCACCCCCGACACUGACCUGGAGGUGCAGCAAGUGGUGGGGCGCCUGGCUUCUCCAAAUCAGAACAUCCUGGCAAAUCGUAAAGAAGCCUCCUCCGGCCCCCUGAACCUAUCACAGGGCUCUCAUCGGAGCAGAGAGAUCCUGCCUGCAGCCCAGGGUCGAGGUGCUGUCAGAGAGGAGACUCUGUUGCCAGGCUGGACUGCAUUCGGUGGGCAUGCUGGAGUUCAGGGCGACCCAAGAAUACAACAGCAGCAGCAACCACACCACCAGUCCUCGCCACAGCACCACGCUGUGAUCCUGGCGAAUGGGCAGCCUGUAUUGGUGCCUCUGGAGCAGAACCAGCAACUCCAGCAGCAGCAACUUCCCAGGUUACUAAACAACAUAACAACCACAACCACCACAGCAGUGGCAGUCCCAAAGGCCUCCGAACCUCUGACUCGAACAUGCACCCCAGAGAGGGUGGUGGCAGCAGUGGAUGUUGCAGCCCAGCAGCAGAGACAGCCAGUAUCGGACCAGGCGCCUGUCACCCCUCCCCCUUCCCACUUCAUGAAGGGAGCCAUCAUCCAGUUAGCCAACGGGGAGCUGAAGCGAGUGGAGGACCUACAGACCCAAGACUUUGUGCGCAGUGCCGAGAUGAGUGGCGGUCUCAAGAUUGACUCCAGCAUGGUGGUGGACAUCCGCAAGAGCCAGCAGCGGCCUGGUUUGAUGGCCCUCCAGUUCACAGUCGGGGAGCAGCAGAACAAAGUGGCCAUUGAUGUCCCCCCUGAGCACCCUUUCUUUGUUUUCGGCCAGGGCUGGUCAUCCUGUAGUCCUGACCGGACGGUCCAACUGUAUGGGCUGUCUUGCCACCGAUUACAAGCAGGGGAUGUGUGUAUCUCGCUCACCUUGCAGCAGCAAGCACAAACAAGGACACCCACAAUUACUGCUAAUGUCAAUAAUGCUGGUGUCUCCCAGCCCAUGGGACCCCCAGCCUCCCAGCAAUUGAGGGCCCCCAGCCAGUUCAGAGCUGACAGGACUCACAGGGAGCGAGAGGAUGAAGAGGAAGCAAUGCAGUCGGGGGGAGCGGGAUCAGGGGAGACAGCACUCCAGACUGUUAGGACAUUUGCGAACCAGCCCAGAGGCCAGACCAAUUAUUAUUUGCACACAGAGAGCCAUUCCCAGGCAGGAGGGGAGCAGUUGCACACAACAAUUGCGGCUCAGCGGCGUUGGUCGGCGCCCGGUUUCCAAAGAUACGGGACCAGGAGCGAGGAAUCAGCCCAGCCUUCCUCCUCAUCCUCUGGCUCCUCCAGGCCUUCCUUCAUCCCUCAGGAGGUCAAAUUGUCCAUCGAGGGACGCUCCAACGCGGGGAAGUAGCAGCAGCAAGAGAUUGUUGUGAGUGAUUGAGAGAGAGAGAGUGUGGCCUCAGAAUGCUUGAAUUUGCACACAAGAAGACAGCCACCACGCCCCCCCCCCCCCCAAGUCCUUUUUUUUAUUCAAACAAUUCCUGUUAAACUUUUGGUUUUUAUGUGUAAUUUUUUUCCUUAUAAAGGCCAGUAUGGAUCAUGCACAUUCAAGAUAUGGGAAGAAUUUCACAUUGAUUGAACCAAGAUACAUAAUUUCUGAAAUUAACAGUGGCCUCCUUCAUGGUGCACAUACAAAGAUUCCCACAGACAUUUAAUGUAGCUCCUGGUUGAAACAGAAACACUUGGAUUAUAAUAGUGUUUUCCCCAAACAUUGAAUUUAGGAACCAACUCCCAGUCUUAAGAUCCUUGGGGAUCCCAAACCUAUAUGGUGGUUAAGAUUAAAAAUAAGAGGUAAGCAAGAGUGAAAACAGGUGUGCUUUUAAAAGGGUAUGGAUUUUAUACAAUUUUUGUAAUUUUUGGUAUAAUCAAUUCUUCCCACAUCCAUUAUAGCCCCUCAUAGAUUUCUGCAAACUUCAUUGUCUAUGUGGGUACCUACUGAAAGCAAUAUGACUCGGGAGCCAAUACAGGACCCUACGGAGCUGGCUUUUUCCCAUACCUGCUCCUCUGCAUUGUAUAUUGGGGUGUAUCUGCUGUAGAAUUUUCAUUCGUAGUUCAAUUCCAAACCCUCUUCAUAAAGUUUAGAAACUUGCUGAAUUCUCAGCAUGGUUUGUGAAUGGAUAUUGAACUUAUCCUCCAGUAUUGUUUAGUUUAUGCAUUACUGUUUGGUUCAAUAGGUGCUGACUUAUUCUAUUUGGGUAAGGCUGAGACACUCCAUUUACAAAACUCCAGAUCCCAGCUAGGAAAUGGGCAUUGUCGUGUCACUAUUCGUAAAAGUAGCACUUCCUCCAUGCCAUGACAACCCAUUUUAGGAAUGCUUGAGUGUUGACUGUUCCAUCAUUAAGAAGCUAAUUAAAUGAAGCGAUAUAAGAGUGUUUAAGCAAAGACUAUGCAUCUGCUGGCCUGUGUGUGCUUUGUGAAUGCAGUCAAUGUCAAGCAUGCCUUUUAUUCCCACUGGGUCAUUUCCCUGUAAACUGUCUUGGUGUCUGACUGUUAUGGUGUGGGUUUGUCUGGUUUAAAGAUUGAGAGCAAAAAAGCAGCAAUGACUAUCGGUAGCAAUAGAAGGAAUAAUCUGCCUUGUUUACUAAGAUUUCGAUCCUUUCUUAAAAGUUAUUAUUAUUAUUUGAGGACAAAUCUGGUGCAUUGGAACAUAAUCUUAGUAAAUCCAGCCAAAUAUCUUAAAAAUAAUAAAAAUAUAUAUAUUUUUUAAAAAGGCAUAUGUAAAGUAUAUUAUUAUGUAUUUAAUUUGUGUUGCUGUUUUUAUCCCUCCACUCCUAUAUGUUACCUCUUCACUAGUAGGAAAAGGCUGAUUUGCCAAAGUGAGGAAUAUCCCUUGGUGGUGGUUUGCUCUGUAGCCAGUACGCACGGUUGUUUUGCAGUAGUCUGUCACUGUUAGCAUUUCAGUAAAACCAACUGUCGCAUGUUAGAAGAGAGGGACCCUUGCAAAACAAAUUAAUAAUGAGAUGAAUCGCCUUGAACUAAUAAUGGCUUUAUUACAGAUUAUUUUAUAAUGAACCUUUUAUUUUGAUUUCUGAAUUUGUAUUAUGUGUUGUUUUAGGUGUGGCCCAUGGUCUGCAGUUGCAUUAAAAGUAGUAUCUUUUCCUCAGUAGACCAGUUAUAUUACAGCCUUCUUCAGAUCAGUUAGCCACACAUAUACUUGUGAUAAAGAUAUAUAAAGAAAAGAGUCUUUAGAUAUUUAUUUCUUGAACUUAACUGACUUGUGUGCUUAAUGCUGUUUACAAAUAAUGUAUUAUGUCAUUUUAUGUUAAAGCAUUAAUAAAAAAUAGUCAAGUAAAAAGUGCAAUUAGACUGGGGUACUUCCUAACCCUGCCAUUCCAAUGGAAAUUGUCCAGCAUCAGUGGUAAUUUAUUUAAGAGGCCAUUCAAUAGAAGUCUGCUUUUAACUUUUUAUUUUAGCCUAUAUCUAAACCUGUUUUCAUAAAAAGUUAGCACAUUACCAUUCUGAACUGCAAUGGUAGGACAAUUUUCUUUCCAGCAGGCAGCAGAUUAUCCAGAUUACUGUUUUAUAUUUACUGUAUGUGAUGGUCUUUAGCAUUCCAGACAUCUCCCUGAAUAGGUUUCAGUUAAUGUAAAAUGUGGUGCCUACAAUGUGCCAGCUCCAGAGCUGCAUGUCGUAUGUCUCAUAAUAGCAUUGCA